Penicillium subrubescens is the source of this 210-nucleotide messenger RNA. RefSeq lists its product as uncharacterized. The coding region runs from base 1 to 210 and encodes 69 amino acids. Lineage: Eukaryota; Fungi; Ascomycota; Eurotiomycetes; Eurotiales; Aspergillaceae. The transcript is spliced from 2 exons. The record is from RefSeq and is a predicted model, not a curated record.
AUGUCGUCCCAAUACAGCAGGCAGAUUCCAGCAAACCCUGCUAGCGAGAAGGUUCCUGACACCGCAGCUCAAAAUUGCCAGGAAGUCCUCGAUAGCAUCUGCGGUCUUGACAAUAUUGCGCUCGAAUAUCUCAUCGCCUGUGCAACUGAGACCCACCCUGGCCUCCGCAUUCUCUAUUCCCCGCGUCACAGUAAAGCUAAUGAGUUCUAG